AAGCAGCUGUUCGAAGCUGUUGACUUCAUGCAUCAGCAUGGCGUGGCGCACCUGGAUCUGAAGCCUCCAAAUAUCCUCCUUCCCACUGACGGCGGCCGCCUGUCUAUCAUCGACUUCAACAGAUCCGUGCGCGUCAAAGGCACUGAACACAUGUUCCGCGGCGUCGUUGGAACCACCGGAUAUCUUGCGCCUGAAGUUGCGGCUGGUCAAGGCCUCUAUAGCGCAAUCCGUGCAGAUUUGUGGUCCUGUGGAAAGGCAUUGGAG
Messenger RNA from Suillus subaureus, 264 nucleotides. Its product is annotated as kinase-like domain-containing protein. Gene Ontology annotation, molecular function: ATP binding; protein kinase activity. NCBI's taxonomy places the organism in Eukaryota, Fungi, Basidiomycota, Agaricomycetes, Boletales, Suillaceae. Gene Ontology annotation, biological process: protein phosphorylation. The transcript has a single exon. The annotation marks the transcript as partial. The record is from RefSeq and is a predicted model, not a curated record.